AUGGCCUAUUCCAUUUCAACACAGAACUUUGUUGCGCUUUCAGAUCUACAUCCAAAUCUGGCUCGCCCUAGUAUAAUCGGUGUAGUUAUUGGGAAAACAGAUGUCAAAGGUUUUCCAGACCGAAAAAACAUUGGAUCUGAGAGAUACACCUUCAGUUUUACCAUUCGAGAUUCACCAGCUUACUUUAUAAAUGUAAAUUCUUGGGGCAGAGAGGAGUAUGUUAGAUCACUUUCAGAAAGUUUUAGAGUAGGUGACUGUGUGACAAUUGAAAAUCCUUUAGUGCAAACAAAGGAACUAGAAAAGGAAGAAAAAUUCAAUCCCACAACUCCUAGCUGCUACAAAUUAUUGCUCAGUGAGACUCAUUCAGUGGUCAAAAUUUGUUGCCACUAUGAAGUGGACACCAAGCUGCUUUCCCUGUUGCAUCUACCUGUAAAGGAUCCUCAGGAUUACUAUUCUCUGGGUGACAUUGUUGCAAAUGGGCAAAGCCUUGAUGGAAGAAUCAUUAAUGUGCUUGCAGCAGUGAAGUCGGUUGGGGAGCCAAAGUACUUUACCACUUCGGACAAAAGGAAAGGUCAGAGGUGUGAAGUAAAGCUGUAUGAUGAAACAGAGUUGUCCUUUGCAAUGAUUUGUUGGGAUAAUGAAUCUAUCCAGCUUGCGCAGAGUUGGAUGCCACGAGAAACAGUAAUAUUUGCAUCAGAGCUGAGAAUAAAUUUUGACAAAUUUAGGAACUGCAUGACUGCGACUGUUAUAUCAAAAACCAUUUUUACAACUAAUCCAGACACACCAGAAGCAAAUAUUCUUUUCAACUUCAUAAAAGAGAGUGCAGCAACUGGCGCUUUGGAUGAUAUAACUGAGGAUCAGUUAAAAGAAUCCAUAAAUUUGCAGACUAUAGUUGACAUUUAUACUGUGGAGCAGUUAAAGGUAAAAGCUUUGCAGAAUGAGGGAAAACCUGAACCAGUCUAUGGCAUUAUUUACGCUUAUAUUUCUACACUGAACAUUGAUACUGAUACAUCUAAAAUUAUACGAAACAGGUGUUCAGGGUGCCACUAUGUGGUCAAUGAAAUGUCAAACACAUGCACUUUCUGCAAUGACAACUCUUCAGAUGCUAAGUCUGUCUUUACCAGUUUUGAUUUACUAGUUGAUCUUACAGAUCACACAGGCACUCUACGUUCAUGUAACCUCUCAGAUGUUGUAGCUGAGGAAACAUUAAGCUGCACGGUACAUGAAUUCCUCACUCUGACGGAAGAGCAGAAGACAGCAUUAAAAUGGCACCUUCUUCUUGAACGAAGCAAAAUUUAUUUUAAAUUGGUUUUGUCACCCAGUUUGAGAACCGGAUUGAGAGUGAACUUGCUUUCAUGCAAACUAGCAGAUCCUGUAGAGGCCAGUCAGAGCUUGUCAGGAAAAGGAAGAAAAUAA
This is a messenger RNA of Gopherus flavomarginatus (Mexican gopher tortoise), 1416 nucleotides long. It is a transcript of the gene MEIOB, whose product is annotated as meiosis specific with OB-fold. The coding region runs from base 1 to 1416 and encodes 471 amino acids. Gene Ontology annotation, molecular function: single-stranded DNA binding; single-stranded DNA 3'-5' DNA exonuclease activity. The record is from RefSeq and is a predicted model, not a curated record. NCBI's taxonomy places the organism in Eukaryota, Metazoa, Chordata, Testudines, Testudinidae. Gene Ontology annotation, biological process: resolution of meiotic recombination intermediates. The transcript is spliced from 13 exons.